Messenger RNA from Pipistrellus kuhlii (Kuhl's pipistrelle), 1101 nucleotides. RefSeq names its product glutathione S-transferase kappa 1 (gene GSTK1). Lineage: Eukaryota; Metazoa; Chordata; Mammalia; Chiroptera; Vespertilionidae. The record is from RefSeq and is a predicted model, not a curated record. Gene Ontology annotation, cellular component: peroxisome; mitochondrion. Gene Ontology annotation, biological process: glutathione metabolic process. The transcript has 8 exons. Gene Ontology annotation, molecular function: glutathione transferase activity; glutathione peroxidase activity. The coding region runs from base 108 to 878 and encodes 256 amino acids.
GGGAGGCGGUGCUCCGGUCAGGCCGGGAAAGGGGACUGUGUCACCCCGCUCCAGAAAAAGGAAACUUGCGCCACCUCUGCUGGGGUGGCGCUCGCUUCUCCUCUGCGAUGGGGCCCCUGCCGCGGACCGUGGAGCUGUUCUACGACGUGCUGUCCCCCUACUCCUGGCUAGGCUUCGAGAUCCUGUGCCGAUAUAAGAACAUCUGGAACGUCCACCUGCAGUUGCGCCCGUCCUUGAUUGCAGGGAUCAUGAAAAGCAGUGGGAACAAACCGCCAGCCCUGGUUCCUUCCAAGGGCAAAUACUUGACAAAUGACAUAAAGCUCCUGGGACAGCACGUCCAGGUUCCCAUCCGGAUACCUAAGGACUUCUUCUCUGUGAUCCUUGAAAAAGGAAGUUUGUCAGCCAUGCGCUUCCUCACCGCUGUGAACAUGGAGCAUCCUGAGAUGCUGGAGAAAGUGUCCAGGGAACUGUGGAUGCGGGUCUGGUCACGGGAUGAAGACAUCACGGAGCCCGGGAGUAUCCUGGCAGCUGCAGAGAAGGCAGGCAUGUCGACAGAAGGAGCCCGGGCACUUCUGGAAAAGAUCUCAACGCCACAGGUGAAGAACCAGCUCAAGGAGACCACCGAGGCAGCCUGCAAAUACGGGGCCUUUGGGCUUCCUGUCACUGUGGCCCACCUGGACGGCCAAACCCAAAUGCUGUUUGGCUCUGACCGGAUGGAGUUGCUAGCCUACCUGCUGGGAGAGAAGGAAGCCUCUGCCUUGAAGCCAAGCACAGCUCUUCCUGGGGCUGUGGAGUCAGCCUCUGACAUGCGUGAGUUUCUCCACCCAGGAGAGAAGUGGAUGGGCCCUGUGCCUUCAGCUGUGAGUGCCAGACUAUAAGGAUGCCCAGAAGAAGCAGAACCAUUGGUGUAAGAAGCAGACCAUCUGUUCACCCCUCCUGCACCGAGGGGCACUAGGACCCUGGUUUCCCCAUGGGGGUGGUGGCCCUGGCUGUGGUGCCUUAUUUGCUUCACUCUCAUGGCUGCUCUGUGCCUCACAGGUGCUGUUUGAGAGCCCCAUACUCUACCUCCCCACACAAUAAACCUAAUGCCAUUGGAUAUAC